Oryza sativa Japonica Group (Japanese rice) is the source of this 2340-nucleotide messenger RNA. The record is from RefSeq and is a predicted model, not a curated record. NCBI's taxonomy places the organism in Eukaryota, Viridiplantae, Streptophyta, Magnoliopsida, Poales, Poaceae.
CCUCUUUUCUCUCCAUUUCUCCCUCCUCCUCCUCCAUAAAGCUCCAAUUCCAUUGGGUGAUCUGCGCAUGAGAAGACGCCGCGAAUUCGCAAAUUGCUGCAUGAGUCAAACUUGUGCAGAUCAAGUUGGACUUUUUGCGUUUGAAAGAUACCAUUAGCUUUUGUUUUGGUAACCAGUGCUUGGCACUAUAAGUAGUAUCCAUGGACCAUGUCCUUGGUUGUGCCACUUCUUUGGUUUCAUGCCAAAAGAAUCUGAUCUUUGAAGAAUUGGGGAUUUAGGGUUCCAAGAACUGGGAGUCUUUCAUGCUGAUAAGUGAUAAGGAUAGCUUAUCCACAAUUUGGGAUCUUCCCUAUGGCUGUUGGAAUGAAUUUGAUUUCCUGAUUUCUUUUCCUUCCUUUUUUUUCUUGUGUUUCUUGUAAUGAUAUUAUUGCUUGCUGUAACAAGCAAGAAUGAAGAGAUGGAGAUUUGAGGACAGUAUUAAAUGCAAAACACUUUCUGAUUUUACAAGAUUUUGUGGAUAACAACUGCAAGAUCUUGAAACUUCUUGAUGAUUCAAUCCAAAUGAGUAGCAGCUCAACCCUCUUACAUGAUGAAAAAAUGUGUUUUAUUUUAUUUUUUGUCAGGUUUUUGAAGGCCCCCUUGUGAAUUCCCUGUUGUCCAUCAGACAAGGAGGCCUCAAGAUGUACAUCAUAGAGGACAAAGGGGGUGCCAUUGCCCUCAUGCUGGCCUCCCUCUUCUUCCUGGGGACAUGGCCUGCGGUCCUCACCCUCCUCGAGCGCCGAGGCCGGCUCCCGCAGCACACCUACCUCGACUACUCGAUCACGAACCUCCUCGCUGCGGUCCUCAUCGCGCUCACCUUCGGUCAGCUCGGCGAUAGCAAGCCCAACAUGCCCAAUUUCUUCACCCAGCUCAGUCAGGAUAAUUGGCCUUCAGUGCUGUUUGCAAUGGCAGGGGGUGUUGUGCUCAGUAUAGGGAACCUCUCUACUCAGUAUGCAUGGGCAUAUGUAGGUCUCUCAGUGACUGAGGUCAUCAGCUCAAGUAUGGUUGUUGUAAUAGGCACAACACUGAAUUAUUUCCUGGACAACCGCAUCAACAGAGCAGAGAUUCUUUUCCCUGGAGUGGCCUGCUUCCUUGUUGCAGUCAUUCUUGGCUCUGCUGUACAUGCCUCCAAUGCAGCUGAUAAUGAAGAAAAACUAAAUGGCUCCACAAAUAUCUAUAAACUUGGGGAAAAUGGAAGUGUGGAACCAAACAAAGAAGUCAUAGAAAAAGAUGCUCCCAAGGACUUGGAGAAUGGAGCUUCUGCAACCAAAUAUGUUGCCAAAGCUGAAGCAGGAACUGCGGAAUACUUGAUUGAGCUCGAAGAACGGCGUUCGAUCAAGGUGUUCGGAUCAAGCACCUUCAUAGGGCUUGGGAUAGUGUUCUUCUCAGGAGUCUGCUUCUCACUCUUCUCCCCGGCAUUCAACCUCGCCACCAAUGACCAAUGGCACACCCUGAAACAAGGUGUACCACACCUGGUGGUGUACACCGCCUUCUUCUACUUCUCGAUCUCGUGCUUCGUCAUCGGCAUCGGCCUGAACAUCCUGUUCCUCUACCGUCCAAUGGCCGGUGUGCCGAAAUCAUCCUUCAAGGCUUACCUGAAUGACUGGGAAGGCAGGCAGUGGGCUCUCCUGGCUGGCUUCCUAUGUGGCUUUGGCAAUGGGUUUCAGUUCAUGGGUGGUCAGGCUGCUGGCUAUGCUGCUGCUGAUGCUGUCCAGGCAUUGCCACUUGUGAGCACAUUCUGGGGAAUACUCCUGUUUGGGGAGUACCGGAAAUCGUCGCGAAAGACGUAUAUCCUGCUCGGGUUCAUGCUGUUCAUGUUCAUCGUCGCGGUCGCGGUGCUCAUGGCUUCAUCAGGUCACAGGAGCACCAAGUGAUUGAUUCAAAUCCUUUCAUCUCUUGCCUUAAUUUGGUGUUUGCAAGCGCAAACCACUCUUGCUGUCAGAAAACAAAGAAGUUCAGGCAGCAAUGCAGGGGGGGACUUCAGUCCAGGUCUCCAGGAAGCAGAUCAUGCCAACAUGGAAUGAAACUCCAUUCAUGAAAUUUCCAUUUGGAUGGAGCUGUACAUAAGGGGAAAAAAGGAACAAACUAAGAUAGUUUGUGGAUUUGUGAUUUUAAGUUUGUGUCAGAUUAUAUAAAUGUAAUGUUAUCCCUUUCUCUGAAUUCUAAAAGACCCAUUUGCAGAUAGCAUAGGGAAAUUUGGAGUUCACCUGAAUGAUAAGAAAGAUAGUAACUGUUUUGGUUUCGAUGCUGAUGUUCAGUGCUUAAAAUUUGAAAUGGUACAUGACAUACGAGUUGUUUUAA